Messenger RNA from Microsporum canis CBS 113480, 2259 nucleotides. RefSeq names its product PMS1 nirs variant 6. Bases 1 to 2259 code for a protein of 752 amino acids. The transcript has 4 exons. Gene Ontology annotation, cellular component: MutLalpha complex. Gene Ontology annotation, biological process: mismatch repair. Lineage: Eukaryota; Fungi; Ascomycota; Eurotiomycetes; Onygenales; Arthrodermataceae. The record is from RefSeq and is a predicted model, not a curated record. Gene Ontology annotation, molecular function: ATP hydrolysis activity; ATP binding; ATP-dependent DNA damage sensor activity.
AUGCCAAUUGUUGCUUUAGGGGAAUCCACCAUCAGGGCUAUCGGCUCUGCGUCCGCUCUUCCCGACCCUUCAUCCGUGGCCAAAGAACUUCUAGACAAUGCCCUAGAUGCUGGAGCUACCUCCAUCUUCGUUGAAAUCUCUGUUAAUACCCUGGAUAUCAUUCAAGUGAAAGACAAUGGAUCGGGGAUACAACCUGCUGAUCGCUCACUUGUUUGCAAGCAAAACUAUACAAGCAAGAUUCAGACAAAGGAAGACCUCAACACCAUCAAUGGGAAAUCUUUGGGGUUCCGCGGACAGGCACUUGCCAGUAUUGCUAAGAUGAGCGACGCAGUGUAUAUUACGACACGUGUUAUAGAGGAACAGGCUGCAAGGAUUAUAAAGUUUGGGCGUGACGGCAAACCCAUAAGAGGAAUUCCAGUGUCCGGGAAUGUACACGAGUUGCUCUCUUCUCAAAUGUGGAAGUAUGAGCUCCCAGUUGGUCAGAGAAUUUCUUAUAAUAUCAGUGACACCCUAGCUUCCCACCCCGUUGGGACCACAGUUCGCGUUAUUGGCUUUCUAAAAUCGUUACCAGGCAGAAGACAAGAAGCUGAGAAAAAAUCUGCAAAAUCUGCAUUCAAUAUAAAAAAGUUACUCCAGAGAUAUGCGAUAGCACGGCCGAAAACACGGUUCUCCUUUAGACUGUUGAAAUCCAAGGACAAUGAUUGGGUUUAUGCACCAAGCUCGGAAGCGUCCGUCCGUGAUGCGAUUUCCCAAGUUAUUAGCCCCACAGUGAUGACUAGUUGCAUUUCCAGAAACUUAUCAUACCCGAUACAUGAAGAACGCAAUAGUCCAUAUACUGAAGAAGAGGUUCAUGACGUGUGUACUAUCCAUAUUUCGACAAUUAUACCGAACCCCAGCGCAGAAUGCCUGUCCAACGUUGACUACAAAGGGCAAUAUGUGGUUAUUGAUGGUCGACCAAUACUAACAUCUAAGGGUUUUGGUAAGGAAAUAUCCAGGCGUUUCAAGACACGCUUAAAACAAGCAAUAGAUGAGUCCAACGUUAUUGCCGACCCUUUCAUGUUUUUAUCCCUAGACUGCCCACCUGGUAUCUACGAUAUCAAUAUUGAACCAUCUAAGGAUGACGUUCUGUUUGAAGACCAUCCAGUUAUCCUCCAAAUAAUCGAGACUGCCUUCAUGGACGUCUACUGCUUGGGAGCUUCUACCAACUCACAUCUCAUGGAUACCCAUAGAAACAUUCCCAAUAAAAAUGAUGAGCAAGCCAGCUUAAGUACUGGUGUUAGUAGCCCAGCAUUAUUUAAAGGAAGCGGAUGUUUGCCAACGGUUAUUGCAUCCACCCCAACAGCUAACCCAUGGAAACUAUCCCUUUCUGCUCGGCAGCUUCGUGACCCUGGGCCUCACCUUUUAACUCCAGGCCGUGAGCCUCAAUUGUCAACCAAUUCUUUACCCUUAGAUAGUCCAUGCUACAGGAUUACUCAUAACAGGAACCCUAUGAAGCAGACUACGCUCAGGCUGGACGGUUAUAAUAAAUCACUGACCCUCACGAAGCAAAAGCCGGAGGCAGUCAGCAAUGGCUCAUUUCCAAGGGCCAUCCCAACACAGGAAUACCGUAUCAAUGUUCCCCACACUAUUGGCUCCUUUCUACACGCACCUGUGAGGAAUAUAAUAAGGGGAAAUGAAGAAAUUCAUCUGCUACGACCAUAUCCUCAUACAGCACCUUGUUCAAAAAUCUCUUCCGUAGCCAAAAGCCCCCAAUAUUUCAAAUUUUCGGUUUCUAAUAGCUUCGAAGAAGUUACUCUCUCGGUCGGACAUUCUAUUCUCAGACAUGCUCCUCAUAAUCAUCGUAUUGAUUAUGGAAGUCCAGGCUAUAUCCAAGUACCACCUACCUAUAAAUCAGUCGUUCCUGCUGAUAUAUCCCUACGAAUCUCCUCUCCCGAUCUUACAUCAGACUCUCAAAGGCCUUCAACGAACGGAUAUAACAACUCGGACGGUCGUCCCGUAUAUGGAGGUGAAAAUGGUAUGAACAAUAUUUCGGAGCAGGGAAGCCAAUCUCCUAUGGAAUGCACACCGUCAGUAGACUCGGUGUAUGAAGAGACAACACAUUGCAGGCAUGGAAUCCAGGAGUUCUCUGAUUCAAUUAAGCUAAUGGUCGAUACAGACCACUAUGUGAGGUCGGGGACUAUUGAGGCAACAUUUUCACAGGCUGAUUCGACAAGCAACCUCAGCUACUGGACCAGCAGGCUUCGUGUCCUAGCUAAAUAG